UUUGAGCUCUCCUGGUGGCUGACCGCAGACCUUGGGCUGCGAACACGCCACUAGGCCAGCUCCGAUGGUAGCGUGAACGCGGCAGCGGAUGGCGGCAAACAACUCGAUUGAGUCAGGAGGGAAGGCCAAGUCAUCAUUGCCAAGGCUGACCGCGCAGUCCGUCGAGUCUGUGUGAACUCAGUGGCCUCCAGAGCCAACGGAAGGGCCUGGGGUAGCGUCGAAGGCGCGAUGCCGACGAUGCCGCGUCAUGCAACUGUCGUAACCCAAGACAUAAAGUAUGGGAGGCACACUUUUUGCGGCGAGCCACGCGAAACGGCAUGGAGUGGGCGAUCGAUCCAAGGUCGAGUGGCGUGCUGCACGUCGCUUUGGUCGCCGCCAGCGUGACCGAAACAACCGUCCGUGGCAUCGUCGCCUCUCUUACUGCCAUCCCACGCCGGCAUUCGACUGUCUGCGUGCAUGUGACUCAUCCCGGCACGGCGUACUCUACGUUGGAACUUGCCGAGCUCGUCCGCGCCUUGAGUGACUGCUUUGAACAUUGCCCGUGCCUCGAAUGGAGCCUCGUCGGGGUCCAAAGCGCCCCUGCCCUAGAGUCCUUGGCAACUUUAUGGCGAGAUGCGUGGUGCACCGCAACACCACGCCCUCGACGCAUCCGACUGCACGUCGAUGGCCAUCAUGCCACCGCCAUGGCCGGGCUGCACGUGCUGGAGCCGUAUUUGACUGGUAUACACGUUCGAGCCAAGCGAGUCGCUCCAAAUCUUGUGACGAUGCUCGGGACGUUCACCAUGUUGACGGCCAUUAGCCUCGACAAGAUGCUGUCAUCGUGGUCUCGACAUCUCCUGGCAACAUUCUUGGCCAUGCUUGCGCCCAUGCAUGCCACACGACAUGCCAUGCUCCCCCACUUGACGGCCCUGUCACUGUGCGACAACUCGUUCGAUUCGACGGACGUCAUUGCGAUUGCGUCGACCGUGAGAUACCAUCGCACGCUGACCGAUUUGUCGCUGGCGUACUCGCUGCCCCCGAUGACGGUGGAAAUGGGUGCGUGGCUGGUGGCAGGUCUGUUUCAGUCGCCGUACUCUCGAUUGCAAUCGCUGAACGUGUCUGGCAUGCGCAUUGGGUUGGUGGAAGCGCACGCGAUGGCCAACUCGAACCACUUGGUGCGUCGGUGCACAGCGGACAACGACUGCGCCGCCGAGCCAGUGCCACCGGGCUUGUAUGCCAUCUCGGCCACCGUCACGCGGCGAGAGGACGACGGGUGGCACGUGUCUCCCGGCAUGUCCGUUGUAGAAGUCAUCACGUCGAACGCGGCGCAAGUGGCAGUGUCAGUGCCUACGCAAGGCGGCAUGGCAUGGAUCGAUCGGGCGUUGUUGGUGCACCGCCAUGAUGUCGAAGGGAGCGGGGGCUUGAUGGCGUUGGUCAUGGACGACUUGGUAUCGGCAGACCCGGUGCUCGUCCACGUCCUUGCAUGCGUCCCAGCACGGCAUCGCCUGGAGCGCUUGCGCACACGGCGGUACACCCUGACAACCGACGAGCUGCGCGAGGUGUUGGUCCAAUGUCCGGCGCUGCGCGAGCUCGACAUCAAAGCGUGCCGACUCGCAGACGCGUCGCCGUUCGUUCAAACGUGGUGUUCUCCGCCGCAGAGUCGUCUCGUGCGGCUAAACUUGUCCAAGAACCCCGUGGGGGCGGUCGGGGCCGCCGCUAUAUUUCGCGCCUUGCGCUGGACGAACCUCCAAGCCCUCGACAUGUCAAACUGUCACAUGGGCGAGUCGACUCUCGCGGCACUCGACCACGCUUUACAGGUACAACACCCGCGGCCCCACUGAAAACACGUCACAGCGUAGCGGCUCAGAACAACGCCCAGCUCCAAGAGAUCGUGUUGGAUGCGACCGAGGCGGUGGACCAGCUGGCCAAAGCACACCAUGGCCGGCCACUGCAUACGUUGCCCCUGCCCGCGGAUGUCAAAGCUGCAUUUUGCCAAGCGCUGUUCCGAAUGCACCAGCGCGCGGCGCUGGAUCCGUCGAUCGUGCGCGCCAUUUUCCAAAUGGCUGCACCCGUUGUGCAUCGCCGCAUUGUCCCGACCCCGUCACACGACAGACACCAAAGCAACUUGUACCGGCGAGUGGGUUGGCAAGUCAUGUGCUACGACGGCUGUGCCCCAGCACUCUCUACCACGAUGUGACGUGAUUCAUGUUGGGGAUGCAAAGCGGUGCAGACGCCGCCUCGUUCGAUCCAGUGGCUCAAUUCGUCGCGACAAGAAAGGCGUGGUUUGGUGUGCGGUGUUUGUAGAGAGGUGGCUCGCCCAGCAUAAAGCAACGGGUGAUGGUGGAUUUGUCGUUGAAGCAUGGCCGCCACACGAAAUGGCGAGAAGGGGGUCAGAAAAGCUAAAUUCAGACAAUGCACAACCUUUUGUACUUGGGGUCGACACCAUCGACGGGCCACAGCUCUUCAUAUCGAGCAUAUCUGCAUCGAUAGAUCGCAAAAUAUGCGUGGAAUGUCCGUGAUGCCGUCCAAGAUGUCAUGGCCAGGGGAUCAGGUGCUGUAGUGUUGGCAUGUGCAUCGAUUGAAUCCUGUGGCCUUCUCCAUCCUUGUGAAUCACGUUUGUGUCGUCGGUGUGGGAGAUCGUGGCCAUUCGUUUUGUCGUCGACAGUGUGUACACGACGCUAGCGGGCUUCCUCUUCGGCGCGUCCACGAUGUGUUCAAGCGCUUUUCUUGCCCCCAUGCCACAAUUUUCUUCAUGCUUUUGACACAGUCCGUCGACAUCGGUACAUCGUUGAACAGGGUCCAGCUGCUGCGGCGCUGCGUCGUCGACUGCAGUGAUCGCUGCAUUGAAGCGCCGUUGAACAUCGCUCCGAAACCGCUCGUCCCCCCACCGCUCGCUAACGUGGCGCCGGUUCGAGUUGCCUUGCCACCGACACAACUUAAGGCAUCCCAUUGUGCCGGGCGAACAUGCUGCGUCUGCACUGUCUGACCUGAAGUCAUCGCAGCGGCAGGCUGACCCCCCCCCUGGCGCUUUCAAGCAGUUCGGGGACAGAAAACGCCAUUGCCGCCAUGUUUGCUUCGACAACGCCUUGUCCGUUUCGAUGAAGUGCAAAACGGGCGGUGGCCCCGUCGGAUUGGGGAGUAAGUUUGGAACGAAUCUUGUGAAC
Molecule: messenger RNA, 3143 nt
Organism: Aphanomyces invadans
Lineage: Eukaryota; Oomycota; Saprolegniomycetes; Saprolegniales; Verrucalvaceae
Exons: 5
Coding region: 318-1820 (500 amino acids)
Molecular function (GO): protein binding
Source: RefSeq, a predicted model, not a curated record